AUGCCACCCAAUCAGCUCUUUCAAUACUCCGUUGUCUCGGCUCUCAUGGAUGGAGUUGCCGAGACCGGUAUCACCAUCUCAGACUUUCUCAAGCACGGCGAUCAUGGUCUUGGCACCUUUCGACACAUGGUGGGGGAGAUGAUCAUCCUUGACGGUACCAUUUACGAGAUGAAGGUUGAUGGCUCUGUCACUGCUCUUGACGACACUGCUUGUGCUGAACAAACUGCUCCUUUUGCCAUGAUCACACAGUUUCAACCUACAACAACGUCUAAGAAGCAAAUAUCGAGCAAAGAAUCCUUGACGGAAAUCUUGUCGCAGCUUCUUCCGGGAACAAAGAACCACUACGUCGCUUUCAGAGUGGAAGGCACAUUCAAAGCAGUCACUGUCCGAACAGUCGGUGGUCAAGAAACACCAGGCGAAAGUCUCGCGGAACUUGGAAAGCGUCAAGCCUCUCACUCCUUCAACGACAUCAAGGGAACUAUCAUUGGGUUCCGGUCACCAGCCUUUAUGCAGGGUAUCAGCGUCGCUGGCGACCACCUCCACUUCCUCGCAGCGAACAGAAAGUCGGGCGGUCAUGUUCUGUCCAUUGAAGGGGAUGGUGAUCUGGAGAUCAGCGCAGCUCCCAUUACUGCGGUCAACCUGCAAUUGCCUAAUGGGGAUGAAGCGUAUAAUCAAGCCAAGCUGGCGAGAGACGACGAUGGUAUAGCUGCGGUGGAGGGUUAG
This is a messenger RNA of Fusarium sp. VM40, 723 nucleotides long. The record is from the annotation of a GenBank genome assembly. Lineage: Eukaryota; Fungi; Ascomycota; Sordariomycetes; Hypocreales; Nectriaceae.